AUGAACUCCUUCUCGAUGAACGCCCUUGCAAAGUCAUUGCCGGCUGUAUGCCGACAAUGUCAACCGCGCAUCGCAUCUCUCGGUGUGAUCCGACCCUUUUCCUCUUCUUCAAAGGACGCCUCCAGCCUGAAGGAGAAGACCCGAACGAUUGAGAACCAGAUCCUUGAUCGCCAGCCCGAAUCCGCCGAGAACUCUUCGCCGCUCUCUGCCAUCUCCAAGAUGAUGACUGGAAACCGAUCUUCUGCUUCUUCGCGUGUCAGUGCCGACUACGCUCGCCUGGCCGAGAGCCUGGAAGCCGACAUGAUCAAGAACCCCUACGCCGACCGGGCCCCUCCCCACCACCUCCACGUCUUCGCACACAAGCACAAUACCAUUCUCACGUUGACGCGGCCGAACGGCAACCCCAUCUUGUCCAUGGGAACUGGUCAGAUCGGCUUCCGCAAGGGUGGCCGUGCCGGCUUCGAUCCCGCCUACCAAUUGUCCUCCCACGUUCUCUCGCAAAUCCAGGAGCGAGGCCUUCUGAUGGAUAUCAAGCGGCUAGAGAUUGUCUUCCGUGGCUUCGGCAAGGGUCGUGACGGAUUCACAAAGGUGCUGCUUGGUAACGAGGGACGCAACAUUCGGGGUCUUGUUAGCCGAGUGACCGACUCGACUCGCGUCAAGUUCGGUGGUACUCGUAGCCGCAAGGUUCGCAGACUGGGUUGA
Messenger RNA from Penicillium cataractarum, 702 nucleotides. Its product is annotated as mitochondrial 37S ribosomal protein uS11m. The record is from RefSeq and is a predicted model, not a curated record. Lineage: Eukaryota; Fungi; Ascomycota; Eurotiomycetes; Eurotiales; Aspergillaceae. Gene Ontology annotation, biological process: maturation of SSU-rRNA from tricistronic rRNA transcript (SSU-rRNA, 5.8S rRNA, LSU-rRNA); translation; ribosomal small subunit assembly. The transcript has a single exon. The coding region runs from base 1 to 702 and encodes 233 amino acids. Gene Ontology annotation, cellular component: ribosome; mitochondrial small ribosomal subunit. Gene Ontology annotation, molecular function: structural constituent of ribosome; mRNA 5'-UTR binding; small ribosomal subunit rRNA binding.